Messenger RNA from Nannizzia gypsea CBS 118893, 1338 nucleotides. Its product is annotated as sarcosine oxidase. Gene Ontology annotation, molecular function: saccharopine oxidase activity; flavin adenine dinucleotide binding; sarcosine oxidase activity. The coding region runs from base 1 to 1338 and encodes 445 amino acids. The transcript has 3 exons. The record is from RefSeq and is a predicted model, not a curated record. NCBI's taxonomy places the organism in Eukaryota, Fungi, Ascomycota, Eurotiomycetes, Onygenales, Arthrodermataceae.
AUGGGUUCUGAGCCUGUUCAACCACCAACGUUGCCCGCCGCUACGGGCAACUCAGGCUCUCAGUCGUACUUGAUUAUUGGUGCUGGUUGCUUUGGUGCCUCAACUGCGCUACACCUUGCUCGCUCUGAUCCUUCAUUAGCCUCUAAAAUUACUUUGGUGGACCGUACUCCUUUCCCUUGCUCAUCAGCAGCAGCCCAUGACCUAAACAAGAUCAUUCGCGCAGAAUAUACUGAUCCGUUUUAUAUGCGCCUCGCUAUAGAAGCCAUGGAACUGUGGAAAUCCGAUCCUAUAUUUAGCCCUUACUUUCACCAGGUAGGCUUGCUGUUACCCACAAAAUUGGAGCAGGCGAAUAAAAUUGUGGAAAAUUAUACCAGUAUUGCCUCGCAGCCUGCUCCCAUUGAGUUAAUUGAACCAGACGCUGCCAAGGACAGGUUUGGCGGCAUUUUUCGCGAUGCAUGCCUGGACAAUGUGGAAACUUGUCUGUUCAGCCCAGAGGCAGGGUGGGGAGACGCAGAGAGUGCACUCCGAAAUGUGAUUAAGUCUGCUGUCUCGUUGGGUGUGAAAUAUGCCCCUCUAGAAGUUGAUAAGCUACUGUUUAAUGAAACGGGGCACUGUCUUGGGGCACGAACAGUCACAGGAAUCGAUCUGCAUGCACGGCAUGUCAUCCUCUGCACUGGAGCGAAUACUGCUCAGCUAUUAGCCAAUAGUGAUCCAGAUAAACCAGCCCUACAUGUCGGAGACAGGAUGGUUGCUGCUGCAGCAAUCAUGGGUGCUUAUCGUGUUCCUACGGAACAGAUGAGAAAGUUUGAUUUUGCACCCAUUGUAGUGAACCCUGUUGGGACCACACCUGGAGAGAGUAUCCCUCCUGGAUCGGCCGGACUGCUCAAAUGUACCCAUGAACUAAGUUUCACCAAUAUGGUUCACCACGAUAACUUGCAUCGGCGCAUUUCUACUCCACCGGAUGGCCCAGCUUCUAGCACAUGGACUCCGCAUGUCCCAUCCCAGCUGAAAAACGAGGUUAAAAAUGUCAAGGAUAUGCUUUAUGGGGAACAUGUUGGAAGCCUUGUUCCUGAGUUCUACCGCAUGUGUUGGGAUGCGGUAACUCCGAACCAAGAUUUUAUUAUCUGCGCCCAUCCUCAUUCGCGGAAUCUUUAUAUUGCAAGUGGAGGAUCAUUUCAUGCAUGGAAAUUUAUGACUAAUAUUGGGGGAUACGUCGAAAAGAUGAUUAGGGGGAAGUUGGAGCCUGAUAUGGCUAAAAGAUGGGCAUGGGAUAGGGCCAAUGAUGGAGGUGCAUGUGCCAUUUAUCUACCCUCAAGAGACUUACAAGGAAUAUUGUAG